Molecule: messenger RNA, 1050 nt
Organism: Maudiozyma saulgeensis
Lineage: Eukaryota; Fungi; Ascomycota; Saccharomycetes; Saccharomycetales; Saccharomycetaceae
Source: the annotation of a GenBank genome assembly
AUGUCUGUGUCAGAAGCCUUUUUGAAAGAGUUACCUAAAUGUGAACAUCAUUUACAUUUAGAAGGUACUUUGGAGCCUGAUUUAUUAUUCCCAUUAGCUGCUCGUAACAACGUCACACUACCUGAUAACUUCCCAAAGACUGUUGAGGAAUUAAACGCUAAAUAUAGUUCAUUUGCUGAUCUUCAAGAUUUUUUGAAUUAUUAUUAUAUUGGUACAAAUGUUUUAAUUACAGAACAAGAUUUUUUUGAUUUGGCAUGGGCUUAUUUCACAAAAGUUUCAUCUCAGGGGCUUGUUCAUGCUGAAGUAUUUUAUGAUCCACAAUCACAUACUGAACGUGGUAUCUCUUUAGAGACUGUCACUAAUGGGUUUUCUAGAGCUUGUAAACGCGCUCAAGAAGAAUUAGGUAUUUCAUCUCGUUUAAUUAUGUGUCUAUUGAGACAUAUCGAACCUUCUGCAUGUCUUGAUUUGGUUAAGACAGCUGCUCCAUUAAUUAAAGAUGGUACAAUUCAUGGUUUAGGACUUGAUUCUGCAGAAAAACCAUUCCCACCAGAAUUAUUUACAGAAUGUUAUAGUGAAGCAAAAUCAUUUAAUCCAAAUUUACAAUUAACUGCACAUGCAGGUGAAGAAGGUCCUGCACAAUAUGUUUCUAAUGCUUUAGAUUUAUUAAAAGUUACUAGAAUUGAUCAUGGGAUUAAUUCUGUACAGGACACAGAAUUAUUGAAAAGAUUAGCACGGGAAAGAAUAUUACUUACAGUUUGUCCAUUAUCUAAUGUUAAAUUACAAGUUGUUCAAGCUGUAAAAGAAUUACCAUUACAACAAUUAAUUGAUAAUGAUGUUCCAUUUUCAUUAAAUUCAGAUGAUCCAGCAUAUUUUGGUGGCUAUAUUCUUGAUAAUUAUUUGCAAGUUGCACGCGAUUUCCCGCAUUGGGAUUAUUCUAUUUGGGCUAAGAUUGCUACUAAUGCAGUACAAGGUUCAUGGAUCGAUGAUAAGAGGAAACAAGAUAUAUUGGAACAGAUUGCUACUGUAGUAGCAAAAUAUACCUCUAUGUAA